UGAAACUCUCAGUUAUUUGAGUUAUUCUUUAUAUGAACUUUUCUGGAAAAACAGAAUGUAACUUCACCAUCCAACUGCUCUUGAAGAUAAACAUCAAAAACUCAUAUAAAAAGGAGCUAACUCCAAGCAACAUUCAUCCAGAAGGAAAAAGGAAUCUCCAGGAUUCAGAAGAUAAACAUCUGCAAGCAUUGUGCUACUGCUGUUCCAUUACUCUUCAGGUGAAUUUCUGAAUCAUGAGAAUGAUAUUUCUACACACCGUCGUCUUCUUAUGGAUCCUCUGUGGGGUUUCCGCUCAGUAUCGGAAUAUUGCCCUUCAAGGUCGAGCAACUCAGUCCACAAUUAUAAAUGACCAACGCUAUGGCUUCCUGGGAGCAGCAGUAAAUGCAAUAGAUGGGAACCAGGAUCCGGAGGCUUUCCAUGGUUCCUGCUCACAUACACACUAUCACCUGUCUCCGUGGUGGAGGGUGGACCUCCUGAAACCCUACAAAAUUGCCUACAUCACAAUCACUAACAGAAACGAUUAUAGUUCUAGAAUAAAUGGUGCAGAAAUUCUCAUUGGAGACUCUCUAAGUGACAACGGAAACCAUAAUCCCAGGUGUGCUUUGAUUACCUCUAUCCCAAGCGGAGCAACACAGACCUUCUACUGUCAUGGCAUGGCUGGCAGAUACGUCAAUAUCAUUAUACGUGGAAAGACUGAAUAUCUUACAUUAUGUGAAGUUCAAAUCUGGACCGCUGACAGUGACUGAAAAGGACCACUUAAAAAGAGCAACAGCUUAAUACAAUAAUUGAAGCAACUGCCAUCCUUUCUCUUUUAACUCUUAACCCACUUUGAGUCAGUUAUAGGAGGGCCUCUAUCUACCCCAAAAUACUUCUGAUACCAAAUACUUCUUAAUAAACAAUGUUCAAGAUUA
This is a messenger RNA of Rana temporaria (common frog), 911 nucleotides long. RefSeq names its product fucolectin-like. Bases 234 to 746 code for a protein of 170 amino acids. The record is from RefSeq and is a predicted model, not a curated record. The transcript is spliced from 4 exons. Lineage: Eukaryota; Metazoa; Chordata; Amphibia; Anura; Ranidae.